Molecule: messenger RNA, 1293 nt
Organism: Lachancea dasiensis
Lineage: Eukaryota; Fungi; Ascomycota; Saccharomycetes; Saccharomycetales; Saccharomycetaceae
Source: the annotation of a GenBank genome assembly
AUGAAUGCAAUUCAAUCCGAGCGACUGCCGACGUUAUACGAGGUUCUGAACCGUCAAACGUCGGCUCCUGUGGACUUGUGGUCUUUUUACACAUACCUCACACAAUAUCCCUACGCGAUACAUUAUCUAGACUUCUGGAUUGACACAAUGGCCCACCUGCGGCUCUGUAAGGACUACAUUCGCGGAAUUCGGGAAAGUGUAGUUGAAUGGGAAGAGUCACAUGAAAAAACCAGAGACUCACAGAUCGACAGCCAGAAUCGCGACAGCAAGGGCUCUCUGUCGAGUUCACUGCUAUUAGAAGCCUUGAUGAAUGACGGCUUCCUAGACUUUGAAGACAGUCAACGUGUUUCUCAAUUUUUGCAAGGACAGACAGACUCUCCAAGGCUCACAAGAUUACUAGAGAAUUGGCAACAACAGGCGGAACCAGAUGUCAACUUCAGAAGUCCUUUAACUGGACUCGUGGACGAAUUCCUUAAGACCCAUGCUCAGGGCAAUCGUAAAGCCCAAAUCACCUCCAAACAAUUGCUUAACAAUGCUCAGAACCUCAUCAACACGUACUUGAGAUCACCGCUGGAGAGUCCCCGUUAUUUGAUCAACCUGCCCGAUCACAUGCGCGAUUCUGCUGUACAACUUGUUCAAAUCGAGAAAAGACAUGACCCCGAUGUCUUCGAGCAAUUGAAAUCAAUUGCAUUCCAGUUUUUGGAGAUGGACUGCUUCCCCAAAUUUUUGACUGAAGUGGCAUUACACAACCUGCACGACGAUAUAACGACAACCACAAUCAAGACGAAUUCGGAAAAAUAUAACAUUCUGAGAAGGAAAUCAAACCCUUUUUCUCAAUAUACCUCUUUGGCUCGAAUAGCAUUGGGCUUGGUGUUUUUAUGGCUUGCAUUGUGGCUGGGUUAUGUGUUGGUCUUUUUGGAUUACAGUCGAGGCAUACGGGCCACUACGAUUGUCCCAUUCUUUUUAGGAUUUUAUUUUCUGUGGUGCGGAAUUUAUAGAGUUGACGUGUUGUAUGCAUUGUGCGGCGUGACUCAAAUCUUGGUUUCAAAUGAGCUGGUUUCACCUAGAGACCUGGAAAUUGGGCUCAACCGAAACUCCAUUAAUCACCGGUUAGGGCAUAAUGCACCCUUUUUUUUCCAUGUCCUUGGAGGCUCGAGUCGUUUGGUAAGGGUGAGGCAUCCUUUAAUUCACACUAUGUUAAAGAGGCGGGGCUUAUGGUGUUUGUUUUUGAUUGUAGCUGGUACUGCCAUUUUCACCGUGAUAUUUAGCUGUGUACCUGGACACAGGCUAUGA